This is a messenger RNA of Fusarium subglutinans, 297 nucleotides long. RefSeq lists its product as uncharacterized. The record is from RefSeq and is a predicted model, not a curated record. The transcript has 2 exons. The coding region runs from base 1 to 297 and encodes 98 amino acids. NCBI's taxonomy places the organism in Eukaryota, Fungi, Ascomycota, Sordariomycetes, Hypocreales, Nectriaceae.
AUGAAGGCCUCAGCUGUUCUCUCGACUCUUUACCCUGCGAUUGUGGCUGCCAUGGCAGCUACAUGCGAAAAGGAUGCAGGACCAUGCAUCAUGGCCAACGAUUGCUGUAAAGGCUAUACUUGCAAGACGAUACCUGGAUCAGGCUCGAGAUGCGUUGCCGACCAGAUGUGCGUUGCAACAGGAAUGCUCUGCCAUGUCCAGACCGCGAAGUGCUGUGGCGAUUUUGCAUGUACUAGAAUUCUUGGCCAGGUCGGAGUUUGCAUGAAACCCGUCGACAUCAAGCCAACUCUACCCUAA